This is a messenger RNA of Debaryomyces fabryi, 1746 nucleotides long. RefSeq names its product coiled-coil domain-containing protein. The annotation marks the transcript as partial. The transcript has a single exon. The record is from RefSeq and is a predicted model, not a curated record. Gene Ontology annotation, molecular function: microtubule binding; microtubule motor activity; ATP binding. Lineage: Eukaryota; Fungi; Ascomycota; Pichiomycetes; Serinales; Debaryomycetaceae. Gene Ontology annotation, biological process: microtubule-based movement.
AUGACAUCAAUCCCAUUGUAUUUGAAGAUCAAAAGCUCCAGGAAGGACAAAGAAGCGUUAUUUGAGACUAGUGAUAAAAGCAUUACGCUUAACGGCAAGCAAUACGAUUUCACAAAGAUAUAUAGUGGUAGUAAUAAUACAUACAAAGAAUUAAUAGAAACACUUGACCCAUGUUCAUACUUUAUAUUUAUGGGUCCUACAGGAAGUGGUAAGACUACUACACUUAAACAAGUGAUCUAUGAAAAGAUUCAUCAAUUAGAACAAGCUGCAACAGAAGCAUGCAUUACUGCAUUCGAAGUGAGUGAAAACAAGUAUGUAAUAGAUUUGCUUGAAACGCCAAUAAAAAAAAAAGAGUACCAUAGCUCGUGCUUCGAAUCUCAAUUGCAUAAAAGAAAGUUAAAGGGAGAUUCUCAUGAGGUGUUGGAAACUGUUUUUAAGAAGAGGAAUACGAAGAAAACAGCCUUUAAUAGUGAAUCUAGUAGAUCUUGUCUAGUGGUAACAUUCUUUUAUGAUGACAAAAGAGUUAUCUACAUUGAUCUUAUGGGUAACGAAAAGUAUGAAAAAUCGCUGCUGCUAUCCAAUGCGUUUGCCAAUACGAGUAUGUCAUCUAUAACGCAAUUACUUGCAAACAAGGCAUCCAAUAGUGGAAGAUCUUCCAAUCUCAUAACCAAUCUAAUUUUCAAAGGUAAUUUUCCAAGUCCAGGAAAGAUUAAUAUUAUUUUAAACGUUGAUCCUAAUGGAGAUAUCACUUUGCUUAAAUCUAUAUUAAAUAACAUUGCAUCUUUGGUCAAAAAUUUUAAAUUGGAAACCACAGGAUCUAAAAAAUUAGAUAAAACGCCUAAGAUUCCACAUUAUGCCAAACCUACAAUUUCUUCCCUUAGUCCAACUAGAAUGGCUCCCAGAUUGACUUACAGUGUGAGUCCAAUAAGAAAACAAAGCUCCACUCCUUCAAAAUUCAAGAUGAUUCCAAGUACAGACAAACUUAGCAUCGCUCCUAAAUUAUCAGGAUCAAGGAUUCAAAAAUUCCAAACACCUACAAGAAACGCAUUUAUUGCUCCAAUCAAGACCUCGCUGCCUUACAGAGCGAGUCAUUUGACCAAUAAUUUUUAUGAAAUUCAAAUUUCUAGUUUGAAAAAGACAAUCAAAGAUUUGGAACUUGAAAUAUCGGAUUUCAAGCAUGAAUAUAAAGAAAUAUUUCAAACAACAACUCUAGGAAAUCGAGAUAUUAGUAGCAUUGGAACUUUCGAACUAACUGAUAAUGAUUCCAAACUGAUCUCGCUAAAAGGAGAAUUAGAUGAAUUAAUUAGAAUUAAGGCCACUAAUGAUAGCUUGUUGAAGCAGAAAAACGUCUUAAAUGAAAAAGUCAAUGAUUUCAAAGUAGACUUUUAUAAGUUCAAGCUGGAGCACAGUAACUUUACAGGUAAUAUAGAAGCAUUGAAAAAGGUUGUAGGCUCAUUUGAUACCAAUGAUAGUCAAAUAAGGUUAAAAAAUAAUGAAAUGAUGGAAGAAGUGAAGACUAUAAAGGAAAAUUUAAACAAGGCGAUGCUUGAGAACUCUGUUUUAAAUUCACAGCUUAAGACAUUAACUACGCAGAAUAAAAUAUCAAUGCAAACAAUUGAGGAUCUUCAGAGAGACAAGAUAGAGCAACAGCUUUCAAUGGAAAAGCUAGCUCAGGAAAAUAAUUCCUUGCAAGCCAAAGUCUUAGACACAAAGAAUUUAGGAGAAGAGAUUUUAGAUUUGAAAAAA